This is a messenger RNA of Rhineura floridana, 3259 nucleotides long. RefSeq names its product transmembrane protein 64 (gene TMEM64). The transcript is spliced from 3 exons. Lineage: Eukaryota; Metazoa; Chordata; Lepidosauria; Squamata; Rhineuridae. The record is from RefSeq and is a predicted model, not a curated record. The coding region runs from base 520 to 1629 and encodes 369 amino acids.
CAUUCGCCCUCUCUCGCCUCCACUCGGUCGCUGCUGGGCUCUGCCACAUCGCCGUCUUCUUCCUCACGCGAGCGGCCGCCUCAAUCGGGCUCCCCCAUCAGUCGCGGGUUGAGCCCGGAGCGAGACGGUCCUUCCAAGAAGGCGACCGAGCAGCGCGGCCUUUAGAGUGCCGGGAAAUGGAGCUCAAUAGCCUUUGCCUCGGCUGCUUCUCGGGACGCCCGUUCCGCCAAGGCCGCAGCGGCCGAGCCCGCCAGUUUCCCGCCUACUCUGUUUAAUCGCCGGGCGAAAAAAUAUCUCUGGAGCGUCUCAACCGGGUCGGCCGGCAGGGGAAACGCGCUCGCUUCGGCCUCGCCUCCUGUCUUCCCCUUUAGUCGCUCUCCUUGGCGGUGGCGCCGGAGAUGAGCCAGCGGCCGCCUCCUGUGCCUGCGAAGCGGAGAAGGCGAAGUCCUCGGUCGACCUCCGCCGCUGGCGCCUCCUGCUCUUGUUGGUCUCGUUGCUGUAGACACCGCCGGGCGGGCGAUGUGGAGCUUCGGGGCCGCCGCGUUACAGCUGCUCUCGCGGGCGGCCAAAUACGCCUUUGCCCAGGGAACCCGGCAGGACUUGAGCCGCUGGCUCUCCCGACUAGGGGAGGCGCCGGGUGAGGCGGCGGGGAGAGGAGGAGGAGCCGCCGCGGAAGGGCUUGUUUGGGGCGAGCAGAACGGGGUGCAUCACUAUCCUCCUCCACCUCAGCCUUCCCAGGAGCCGUCGGUGGAGAUCCUGCUGUGCCAGCUGCCCGAGGUGGGGCCCGGCUUGGCCGAGGGCAGGACGUGGCGCUGCUCGGGUUGCCUGCUGGGCACCUGCUGGUGCAAGAGUUGCCUGAGCGUGUGCUUCUUGGCGGCGCUCUGCUUCGCCUCGCUCGCCCUGGUGCGCCAGUACCUACGGGACCUGAUGCUGUGGGCUGAGAGCUUGGACAGCCUGGCCAGCGUGCUGCUCUUCACCGUGGGCUUCAUCGUGGUGUCCUUCCCCUGCGGCUGGGGUUACAUCCUGCUCAACGUGGCCGCCGGCUACCUCUAUGGUUUCGUGCUGGGCAUGGGCCUCAUGGUGCUGGGGGUCCUCAUCGGCACUUUCUUCUCCCAUGUAGUCUGCAAGAAACUGCUGGCACAGUGGGUGCUGGCUAGGAUCCAGGGCAGCGAGAAGCUCAGUGCUGUCAUCCGUGUGGUAGAGGGAGAAAGUGGCCUCAAGGUGGUGGCUCUGGCCAGGCUCACUCCUAUACCCUUCGGGCUCCAAAACGCAGUCUUUUCUAUAACAGAUCUUUCAUUACCAAACUACCUGAUGGCUUCUUCCAUUGGAUUGCUUCCAACUCAGCUUUUAAAUUCCUAUCUGGGCACCACCUUGCGCACUAUGGAGGAUGUUAUCGCAGAACAAAGUGUUAGUGGCUAUUUCAUUUUUAGUUUACAGAUUGUAAUAAGUAUAGGCCUCAUGUUUUAUGUUGUCCACCGGGCUCAAGUGGAAUUGAAUGCAGCCAUAGUUGCAUGUGAAAUGGAAAUGAAGACAUCAUUUGUUCAAAGCAGUCUACCAAGCAACAACAAUUCAUCAUUUUGCAACAAGAGGACGCUUGCAUUUUCUGGAGGAGGAAUCAACAUUGUAUGAGUUUCCCUUCCUCUCUUCUCCUAAAGUAUUCUAUUGACGUUUUUUGUGAACCCAACCUAUUGCCUAGACAUCUCAACAAGACUGAAAUCCCAGACAGUUGGAGGAUGCAUUACAGUUCAAACCACCCAGGCGGUUUUUAAAUUGCAAAAUGGGUGACUUUUUUUGUAAGGUGGCUAGUUUAUUGUAAAUAUAGUUGUAAGUCUGGCUGCAUCUUUUGUAAUUAUUAUACGAGUCAUGGCCUGUAGUCUGCACUUUAGGUUUUGUUUUGUGAGAAAAAUGCCCCUGAAGCAUUUUUUUCUGCUUAGCAUUAUUUAUAAGGCUGACUAAUAAUAUACAGCAGAUACUGGUGAAUGAGGGUAAAGUAUGCAAUUUCAUGUACAGUACUAUUGAAUGUGCUUGGCUUUCAAAAUAUUUCCAGAAAGCAGUAUAUUCUUCUCUCACAAACGAGAGCAAUCUAGCACAGCAUUGGAAAGGCAUAACCAGCCCUUCCUGAGGAGGAGGGCUCUCCUCUGGUAUCCAUAGUCAUUUUCCUGUCUGCGACAGGUUACAGGGUUUUUCCACAGUCUUUGGGAAACCUGCUAAAAAGGAAAGUGUUGGAGCAUUUUUGCUGUUUUAGGAACCAUUUGACUUGCUUCUUUAAUUUCUUGAGGGGCUCUGGAGAACAUGUUACAAAUAUUAAGUUGAAUGUAUUUUUAUAUGCCACUGAAAAGUUGUGGGAGCAAUUCAUGAAUUAUGAGCCAUUCAUAAUUUUUCACAUAAAGUUUAAAUCCUACAUUGUGGGACUGAAGUGCUCUUAUAUAACAUUUUAAGUUACACUGUGUAAUAUGCAAAGUAAAAGAAAAACUACAGAGUACUUGAUUGUGGCAAAUAGCAGUCUGAGGGAGAACUUUUAGGUGAAAUGCAAGUCUUUGACCUGGCUUUAUCAUCCUUGUGAGUAACAAAAAGGGCUCUUCCAUUACUAUCCCAUUUCUAGGUAGAUAAAAGAGUUUGAGGUGCGUAGAUAGCUUCACUUUGUACUGCGCACCAUAAAGUUUGCAAAAUAGGAGGAACUAAAUCUGUCUGAAAAUACUAUGGUACUAACAAAUAAAGUGGCCUUUAUAAGGAAGACCUUUUGGUUUUUCUUUGAUAAAAGCUUUAAAAAUCAACACAAUUCCUCCCUAAUGUUUUCCUCUGGUCAUCAAGUGAUGCCCUUCUGGUAUAGGUUUUGUGCAGUACUUUGGUACUUGUACCAGUGGAAUGCUGUGAAGAUUGCAUGUGUCCCUUUCUUCUUUGCAUGUGUAUGGAACAUUCGCAAAAAUUAGGAAAAACAAGUUUUCCAUCUUAUAAAAUAAAUGACUAGAAAAGGGCAGAAAUGUCUUUUGAGGCUCAGGAAUCUGUAAAUCUUUUAAAAAGAAUAUAUUCUGUAUGAUGUGAUGGACUCUCCACAGAAGAGUCACGAAGUUGCUUCUUUGUGGGUUUGAACAGACUGGAAUAAGCCUAAUUGUGCUUGUGUGCAUCAAUACCAUAUGUGUAUACUCACAAAAUGCUUCACAGAAGUUGGAACCAGCACAAAAUUACUUUGAACUCAAAUAACCAUAUUUUUGUCUUAAUUAGUUUGUUCUCAACAAUAAAGUACAUUUCUGGCUGUUAA